Molecule: messenger RNA, 1905 nt
Organism: Scedosporium apiospermum
Lineage: Eukaryota; Fungi; Ascomycota; Sordariomycetes; Microascales; Microascaceae
Product: ATP-dependent RNA helicase
Exons: 2
Coding region: 1-1905 (634 amino acids)
Cellular component (GO): mitochondrion
Molecular function (GO): nucleic acid binding; ATP binding
Source: RefSeq, a predicted model, not a curated record
AUGCUUCGCCAAUCCCUCCUCCGAAGAUGUACACCCAUACGUCGGGUGUGCGGUGCCUCGGUCUCAGCCCCGGCCGUCUCUAAAUUCCAAUCCCGAGCCGUUGGCCUCAUCCCGACUCCCCGGGUCACAGUUCGACCUGCCUUCUAUAAUGCCUUCCACCACUCUCGUCUCCUUCACCAGGGAACUGCGACAGCCGCAGAGACCGAGGCAACCGAUGCGGAGCCUGCUAAGGACCAGACAAUGCGUUUCGAGGAUGCCAUCGACGCUGGUAUUCAUCCCAAUUUGAUCCGCGCCGUCCGACAAGAUAUGGGAUAUGAGUACAUGACCGAGGUGCAAGACAAGACCGUGCGCGCAGCUCUCCGCGGACUCGAUCUGGUUGCCCAAGCAAAGACCGGCACGGGAAAGACUAUCGCGUUCCUUCUCCCAAUGCUCCAACGCAUGAUUGACGAGGACUCUAGCCUUGCGACCAGGCACAUGACAAAGAGGGCGAAGCCGGAUGACAUCCGUGGUAUUGUGAUAUCGCCUACCCGUGAGCUUGCAGAGCAGAUUGGAAAGGAAGCCAUGGAGUUAACCCGUCACACCGGGCUCGUGGUCCAGGUUGCUGUUGGUGGCCAACAUAAGGGAUCCAUGCUUCGGGAUAUCCAGCGUCGAGGAUGCCAUCUUCUGAUCGCCACUCCGGGUCGUCUAAAGGACAUCCUGGAGGAUCCCAGCAGCCGCGUUGAGGCUCCUAAUUUGGCUGCGCUUGUUCUUGAUGAAGCCGAUAGGAUGCUUGACGUCGGAUUUGCCGACGCUCUGGAGGAUAUCCAGAGACUGCUUCCUGAUGUCAAGGAAAAGCCACGACAGACUAUGCUUUUCUCCGCGACAAUUCCCCGCAAUGUCAUCGGCCUAGCGAGAUCCAUGGUCCGACAGGAUCAAUUCGACUUUGUGCAGACUAUUCGACAUGACGAGGCGCCCACACACGAGAAGAUUCCCCAAAAGAUUGUCAUUCUGCCUUCGCAGGUCAACCUCUUCCCCGCACUCUACGAGCUUCUCGACCGCGAGGUCGCAAAGUCAAAGGAGACAGGGCAGCCGUUCAAGGCCAUAAUUUACUACUCAACCACUACCAUGGUGGAACUUGCCCAUAAAGUUCAUGCCACGAUGCGAAGGUCACGGCCUAAUGAUAUUAAGUAUCCCUUCACCUACUUCAUCCACGGUCAGCUCAGCCAGAGAAACCGGACUCACGCUGCGGAUUCCUUCCGCCGCGCCCAGUCUGCCAUCCUCAUCUCCUCCGACGUCACUGCCCGCGGUAUGGACUUCCCCAACGUAACCCACGUUAUCCAGGUUGGCCGCCCGGUCAGCCGCGAACAAUACAUUCACCGUCUUGGACGUACGGGGCGACAGGGCAAGGAUGGCGAGGGCUGGCUCCUCAUCCCCGCGCAUGAGGCGGAAGACACGAGGCGCUCCCUCGGCGACCUCGACCUCGUCCGUGACACCUCGUUGGAGAGUUCUCAGACCCUUAUUGAAUCCGAGGAAGCCGGAAUGCCGCAAAUCUUUGAGGAUGUGCGUUCGGCAUUCGAGCACGUUGAUGAACAAACCCUCACCGAUGCCUACACAUCGAAAUUCGGACACAUGCCGCGCUGCGAUGCGCAGGAUUUCGUGGACGAUACCAAUAAAUGGAUCAAGCUCAUCUGGGGCUGGCCCGAGCCUCCUAGGGUCUCGCAGCAAUGGGUAAUAAAGAGGGGUCUCCGUAACGUCCAAGGCUUCAACGUCGGGCCCCAAAAUCACUCGCCCGGGAACAUGAGGCGUCCCCCGGUCAACUCGAGGCGCACCUUCGAGAAUAGGUUUGAGAGGGUGAUGCAUGAGAACCGCCAUACUGACUCCACCGGCCAUAGUGGUCAUCAACACAGGCGAAGGCCUAGGUGGUGA